Notolabrus celidotus (New Zealand spotty) is the source of this 2270-nucleotide messenger RNA. RefSeq names its product capping actin protein of muscle Z-line subunit beta (gene capzb). Gene Ontology annotation, cellular component: cytoplasm; F-actin capping protein complex. NCBI's taxonomy places the organism in Eukaryota, Metazoa, Chordata, Actinopteri, Labriformes, Labridae. Gene Ontology annotation, molecular function: actin filament binding. Gene Ontology annotation, biological process: cell morphogenesis; negative regulation of filopodium assembly; regulation of lamellipodium assembly. The record is from RefSeq and is a predicted model, not a curated record. The transcript has 9 exons. The coding region runs from base 399 to 1217 and encodes 272 amino acids.
GGUGUAAACUCAAUCCGUGUAUUUGUCGAUCUACUGCCCUCUCUGCUUGCAUAUUUACUGCACCACUCCUCUCUUUCCAUACUUGGCAAUGCCGUUCUCGCUCCUUCGCCAUUGGCUGCUGUCGAGAAAGCCCAGAGUGACCCGGACAUGCUACCGGGGCCUGUUUUCUGACAGCAGCCUCCUUCCUGUAGCCCGGUUGAGGAAGUGAAUUUCGCUGACAGGGCUGGGUUCAGUGAGGGAGAGGCGAACAAAACAUCAUCCGCGGGGGACUUAAGAUACAACAAAACAACAAGAGACGAGAGGAGCCGCUUUUUGAAACAUUUUAAAGCUAAGGUGUACAUCCAUCGGUGAAAUCGUGCUCCCCUGCCCCGCCGAGAACGCCACAGACCGCCGCAAACAUGAAUGAGCAGCAGCUGGACUGUGCCCUGGACCUGAUGAGGCGUCUGCCUCCUCAGCAGAUCGAGAAGAACCUCAGUGACCUCAUUGACCUGGUGCCCAGUCUGUGUGAGGACCUCCUCUCCUCUGUGGACCAGCCCCUGAAGAUCGCCAGGGACAAGAUUGUGGGCAAGGACUAUCUGCUCUGUGAUUACAACAGAGACGGCGACUCCUACAGAUCCCCGUGGAGUAAUAAGUAUGAACCUCCCAUUGAAGACGGUGCAAUGCCUUCAGCUCGCCUGAGGAAACUUGAGGUUGAAGCCAAUAACGCCUUUGAUCAGUACAGAGACCUGUAUUUUGAGGGUGGUGUGUCCUCUGUGUACCUCUGGGACUUGGAUCAUGGCUUUGCUGGAGUUAUUCUCAUUAAGAAGGCUGGGGACGGAUCCAAGAAGAUCAAAGGGUGCUGGGACUCUAUCCAUGUGGUGGAGGUGCAGGAGAAGUCCAGCGGUCGCACUGCUCACUACAAACUCACCUCCACCGUCAUGCUGUGGCUCCAGACAACCAAGACCGGCUCCGGCACCAUGAACCUGGGUGGUAGCCUCACAAGACAGAUGGAAAAAGAUGAGUCGGUUGGAGAGAACAACCCCCACAUCGCUAACAUUGGCCGCCUUGUUGAAGAUAUGGAGAACAAGAUUCGCUCCACACUGAAUGAAAUCUACUUUGGCAAGACCAAGGACAUUGUCAACGGCCUAAGGAGUGUUCAGACUCUGGCUGACAAGUCGAGGCAGGAAGCUCUGAAGAUCAACCUGGUGGAGGCACUCAAACGCAAACAUAACAGCUAGAGAUGCUACUGUUGUUUUUUCUUCUGUCUCUAUCUCUCUCUCUCUUGCUCUCUCACUCUCUCCGCCUCAUCUCUGCCAUCUUUUCUCUGUUUCUUUACGUCUCUCCCUCCAUGCCUGUUUCAGUGCUGCACUCUUGUUCAUUUGUGGAAAAACAUAAAAGGAGAAAAUGCUUAGCUUUUUAUUUGUUCUUUUUGUUUUGUUUUCCUGUCAGAUUUUUGUUUUCAUGCAUCUCAUCUGCCAUGAAGCCAUUCACUCACCCGCUCCCUCAGUCUUCUCUUCACCUCUCUUCUCUCUGUCUCUUCUCUCCCAUGUUAUGAAUAUAAUGAUAGUAUUACCACGGUUAAUGAUAAUCUUGCAGUGUGAGGGUCAUUGUAGUAAUAAUCCCUGAUGUUCUCACAGCUAAUGUGUCCUCGGUCGGUUUCAAACGAGUGACUAUGGCCCCACUUUUCCUCAGUGACGAGGAAACAGACACAGACUCUCCAGUAGGUGGCGUAGGCUGGGCGGGGCUGUCAUUAUUAUGUACAUCAAAUUUAAUUCUUGCACCUAUUUUUGUCUACAACACCCCCAUGAUAUAUUGUAUAAAAAUAUUACUGUCCGUGUAUAACUGUCAUUCUUCUGGGCGAUGCAAACAGUGUGAACAGGAGGGCGGCCUUCUGUUUGUGGUUUUACUCUUUACUCCACUGUCCACAUGCAUGUGCGCCUGUGUGGGAGCAUGGGGCUUCAGUGAGUGGAAAUGUAGACUUAUCAAACAUGGGGAUGGACUGUUAUAAUCACCGGGGGAUUGCACCCACCUUGUCAACCCCACCCCCUACACUGUGUAUGAAAUGACAAUAAGCCUCCCCUCUGUUCUGCUAAUUCAACCUUUCUCUCUCCUCACCUACUACGGUCUUUGUUGGGGGUCACGGUUUGUCUUUGUGUCUCAGUGGAAACAUACGUCUGUUUCCAUUUGGAGGGGAAUCUUUUGUCGUAUUUUUGUUUUGUUUUUAUUUGUAACGCUUAUGAUUCAUAUUGUAUUAGAGCCUCCAGCAACAAUAAAAAACAGUAAAAAGCUAA